GUUAGUCGGCAGCGAUCGUUGAAGCCUUGGCUUGUGUUUGCGCCGCUCGAUGUGAUGAUAAUGCUGUGAUGACAGAGGAUUGAGUGUGUGGGGCUGUGAAAAUGUUGCUAGCCGUGGGUGGUAAUCCCAGGACAGUUGUUGGGAUGUUACCGGGUGAAGUGUGUCCUACGGGACAUUUUGAUCUCUCCUCCAGAACUUCACCGGAACCGGAUGACGACGUGCAAGAUGUCAUUCAGAAACGGGAGUAUUGGGAUUCUUCAAUAGUUCCAGCCGACCUGCCAUCGCACCCACGGGCAGAGCCCUCCAGCGGCAGCAAACCCACCCGACGCCUCAUUAAAGUCGACUUCUCGAAGUUGCAGAUGGAUGACGAUGAAGAUGAUGAUGAUGAUGACGAUGAUGAUGAGCAGGACUCUGUUCCCAGUGCAGCGGGUUCCGUUGAGAAUGGCUUUGGAGUAUCGCGACGCAGAAUAAGUGGGAGUAACCCAUGGCGCCGGACAGGUAUCACGCACCACGAGUAUCACAGCUACAUCGACAACGCAUUGGAGUCAUAUGACCUGGCAACACAGUGCCCUAGUAGGAGAGCUUCAAUGAAGAGGCACACCAUAGUGGUUUGUAAUGGUGAAAGUGGAAGCCAGUCCUUACCACAUUCAAGACCACAGUCACGUGGUCCUACUCUUUCCUCAGCCAGCUCAGAAACGGACUCUGGAAACUUGGGUUGCACUUUGCCAGAAAUGUCCUGGUCACGUAGUUCCUUGCAGGAUGAACUUCUGCAGUCAAAGAACUGGCAGCAAGCGAUGGAAUGCCUGUCACUCACUCUGGAGGAAAUUGUUCAUAUUCGUAGUGUGCUAACAAAGGCUGAAUUGGAAAGCCUUCCUGUGGAAGGCCAUGUCAAAGAAGAUGUUGAAAAACGAAAGGUUUGCUUCUUGUGUUUAAAGACAAGAUUCGGAUUAUUUGGCCCUUGGGGUCAACUGUGCAAACUCUGCAAGAGAACUGUGUGUGCCAAGUGUUACUCUAAGAUGCGAAUACCAACAGAACAUUUUUCACGAGUACCAGUGUUUGCACUGAGUCCUGGAUUGUCUUCACCUGAGGAGGAGACAAAGGAGUCAUUCCCGAGAUCACUGAUGUCACGUCUGAUGGUACCAGACAUGGUACGCAAUAGUGUGGGGAGUGCACCUUCAAGCCCUAAUUUAACUCGUGCAGAAUCUAUAUCUGCUCCAUGUUCUGGGGUUGGUUCCAGUAUGGCAGACAGCAUGGAGGGUCCACAGUCACUCCCUGCCAUGAGCCCUGCCUCUACUACCACUACCACAAGUGAAAGGAGGAGUAGACUUGGUCGGUCAAAGACAGUUGGAAGACCAGAGGCAAAAAAGGAGAAGUUGAAGGGUCUGCAAAUGAAUGUGUGUCAUGACUGCAAGACUAUGGUGAUCCAGAUUAUAAAGUCUUCACGCACAAGCCGCACCAACGCUAUCCGCAACCUCACCCUCAACCUUUCUCCUGUAUAUUAAGAUAGGAGGAACCUGUCAAUACUUGUAAAUACUCAAUGUUGAUGUACUGUACACAUUCUACUGAAGCUGCUUCAGCUCUGUGAAUUAGCUUUAAUAGAGUGAUAAAAGCACACCAAGGCUCCUAGCAGAUAAUUCUUUCAUUGAAUGCAGGGAGUCUUGGUUUCAUAUUAAAAAGGAGAUAAAUAUUGAAAUUAGAGGAUGAUGAUGCAUCAAGUAGUAUCAUUGUCUUCAAUACUGUCUUGUAGUUGGGUUCAAAAUCUCAUGGUGUAAAAAAGAUAGUACAAUUUAUUUACUCAGAAGUGGAAAGAUAUUAUUGUAUUAGGAAUGUAAAUAAUGUAAAACAUGAAACUAGAAAAUCGAUCUUAAUGGCAUCCCAGAAAUAAAGAAUCACAAUAUUUCUUUUUAUCAAAAUAGCUGUUCUUUAGAGAUCUGACAGCCUGACAGACAAAUUAUGAAAUAUUAUUUAUGGUUUCCCUUAAAUAUACACUGAUAUGUCAAGUCAUUCUUACCCUAUUUCAGGUAUGUUUUUCUGUACGUUUGAAAUCGUGUAAUUCAUACUGCAUUACAGAUAUAAGAAAGUUAAAUGUCUGCUCACUGCAGUAAUACUGAGUUAUGAGAAUAAAUCCAUAUUAAAUGCACACUAAUUUAUUACACAUAAAUUGUUCACAUCUGCAAAAGAACUUCAUUCUUUGGAGGAAAAUAAUGCUGUAUUCCAGGAGGUGCUGAACUUUCUCUCCCUCAAAUUGAGGAAAAUUUAGAUAUUCCAGUAGUACAGAACUCGAAUUAGUUUGGAAUAAAUAGUGUAUUCUUUUUAUGCAUGGAUAGAUUGAAACGGGGUGUUGGUCAGAUACUAGGACGAAUUAGGAAGUGAAAUGGGACUAUCGUUAAGAGAACAAAUCAUAUUCUAAACAGAUCACACCAGAAGCUACUUCUCUUGGGUCUCACUACUUAACAGUCUAAAUAAACCAUUGCUGAAGCUGUAUUACAUGUUAAUUUCAUUAGAUUAAUUUUGUGAAAGGUAAGAGACUUCUCAGAAUGGUUACAGUAACAAGAUAAUGUCUAUCACCAUAGGAGGUAGUUCAAACUGUUAUAACAGACACAGUUAAUUAUUGGUGUGAAAGCGAUGAAUGUAACCAAAAUGAGUCUCUCUUCUGGGAUUAUAAUGAUGUGUAGUAUACUGAAAGUCAGCCAAUGUUUUGCAGGGACAUGUUGCCUCCAUCUUUAGGAUUGAAAAGGAGGCCAAGCAAGAAACCAGUCUGAAAUGGACGGCAAGCAGAUAGCUCUGCUUGCUUCCUGGUUCAUGCCGGUUUCUUGCUUGGUUUAUUUCUCAACCCUAAAGAUGGAGGCAACGUGUUCCUCCAAAGUAUCAGAUGAUUUUCAAUAGAUUACGUGGGUUUAUCUAAGAUAAAACUCAUAACGGCCUCUAUGAGAACUUCAGAUGCCCCUAAAUUCUCAAAUGCCUUAUCCAUUGAUUAUAAUACAUCUUUACUUCAGUAGCUACAGUAUUGAAAUAGUAGAGCAUUGAAAUUUUGGACACAGAAUUGUUAACUAGAGUACUUGAAAUGUUCAAAGUUUUAAAGUCCACAAAUCGAUGCAUUUAUGCCUUUCUAUUUCGCAAAAUUGUUCUCAAGAGUUGCAAUAUAAAAGUAGAACACAUUGUUAUGCAUAAUGCAAAAUGACAGGACCAUAAUAUACUUGAGAAUACAGCCUAUUAUUAUUUAUUCUCAUUCUCUGUAAAUUGAAAGAGAAAUUAUAUGCAUAGAGAGAAUUAUUUACAAGUGAAUAAAGGAAUUCUGUGGGUCAGUUUUCAUCUAUAUAUUCUUUUAUACAAAACAGUACAUCAUUAUGUAGUUUGGGGUGUCUUAGUUCUUAUCAUAUUCUCUCUGAAUUAUCAGAUGCAGUGGUUUUUAAUAUUGACAUAUUUAUUAAAUUAUGAUUAUGUAAAUGUUCCUUAAAUGAAGGUUGUUACUCAAGUCUGAAUUUGGCCUCCAUGUUACUGGCAUGUGAUCUGCUAAUUCUGAAUUGUUCCAGUAGUUCCAGUGAUGGAACAAUUGUGCACUAAAACUCAAUUGUACUACAGUGCCUGAAACUUUGUGCUGUAUGAGGACAAAUUCUGGGCAGCAGACCAAUUCUGCAGUACUGCUGUAUGCAAAAUUUGGUUAGAUUACAAGUUACUUUGAGGAAUUUAUAAGUCCAGGUUGUAAGAUGAAGGAAAAAGUUUAUUUUUGAAUUGAGAAUACUGUCAAGUUUGUUAUUGAAUGGGAUGUGUAUUUUAUUCAUUUGAUGCUACACUGUAAGGUGCAACCUAGAACACUGAAAGAACAUUUCUUUCCUCUGUAUAGGUGAUGAAACAUGCUGUACCAUUGUCAGUCCCUAGAACUGUGUUAAUGUAAUAUUAUAAUGUUUUUCUUCCAUGGAAAGUAUUGAUGUUCUAAUGGCCAAUGUUACAUCAAAAUGAUAGUUCAACAUUUAUUACAGUACUAUAUUAGAUAUGAUUCAAUAUUACAAAAUUAUUCUUGAGAUAACAUGUUGGCUAGUCGACAUUACUCACAGAGCAAAAUGUUUGUUGUUUGUCUGUUCCUGUCCUCAAUAAAUAUUAUGAUUAUUAGGUAUAAUUAUUGAAAAAGGAUACUAAAUGUGCAGAUAUAACAUUCUAAAGUUAUUCUUUUAAAUAAUUGCUAUAUUGGACGAACUAGUCAUGACAUUAGUCUUUAAAAAUUUAAUUUGAAAUUAUGCAUUGUACAUGUGAAGUUUUAGUUAAUCAUAAAAACUAACGUGUAAUCAAACCUUUUCCAGAAAUUACAAAUAAUAAACACAAAUGUUAGACAGUUUUAGUGGAGUGAAAUUACUGAAUAAUUUUUGUGCUCUUCCUUAGAAUAAAAUUGACUGUUCUUUAAAGUGAUAUCACAAUGUUAGGCUUCCUUUUGUUGCUAGUGUAUACCUGCUAUCUUAAAUUUAUACAGAUAUACACCACUUUUCAUUAAAGGUUUUGGCAAGAAUUUUGCAUUUUCUAAUUUAAAAAUUAAUCAGCAUGGGUUCAAAGAAAAGGGCUCUAUAUGUAAUAUAUAUAUAUCUAUUUAAGAUUUAAACAUGCAAAAAUUGUUUCAAUUAGAACCAAGAAUAUUGCAGACAUAAAAGCAUCCAUUUUAAGACUAUAAUUUUAAACCUUAUCUGCCUAUUCAAGAUGAGUAUUUUUUUCAACGUUUGAAUUUAAUAUUUUAAAACACUUAUAUAGGACAUAAAAGUGCAGUUCCUGUGUUAAAUACUGUAAUUGCACAUAGAAUUUAUUUCAGUAGUUUUGCAGCUACUAUUGAAAAUAAAAAUUGCCUAGUCUUUAUAAUAUUAAUGUAAAGGUUUUAGAUUUGUAUUUUUGUGGUAAAUUUGAGUUGAGGAAAAUCAAACUUUCACUGACACAUACUGAUCACUUCACUAAGUGACGCAUUAUGUAUUUUACAUGAAUUGUUUAAGUGUAGAAUUUCUUAAAUUUGCAGCUGUGUAAUUAACACAUGUUCUUCGAAUAGUAUGCGACCCUGUAAACAACAACAACUAUAAGGAAGCCAUGUACAAUAUAUUAUCUGGAAUAUUCACAGUUCAAUUUUUUUGGUUUGGCUCUUCUGUCAAUAUUUUCUGCCAAUCAAACCCAAUGUGUAUAGAUUUAAUACAGCAUUAUAUAAAUAGAUGUAAGUACAAAUUCAGAUCAAGUUUAUGUAUAAAAUAUACAAUAAGAAAUAUUAAUGAUUAAUGUAUAUUUUCCUGCAGGUGUAUCUAUUUAUAUUGUUGCUUAAACAUGUUACUACUAUUUGGUUAUUAUUUUUUUUUUAUCUGUCCUAGUUCAGAAUGUAUGAAGUCUGUGCCUGCUGGUGCCCAUUUGGUGAGUGGUUUGAGUUUGUGUAUCUGUGUUUAUGCAGAAAUUCAUUUUGAAUUAUCAUAAAUAACACCCAAUGAAAACUGAAGGCAUUUGUUUGUAACAAAAAGAAUUGUACAAAGCAAUUGAGCAUAUCAUGUUUGUAAAAUCACAGGAUAUAAUCUUCAUAAAAUCUAAUACACUGAAGCUAAUUCAGAAGUAUUGUGUUCUUUUCUAAUGCAUUUUAUUUUACUGCUCAAAGGCCAUUUUCCACAAAGAAAUUUAAGAAAACUGAAAACUUUGUAUUGUCUGAAGAAAUUAAUAGAUAACUUAGAUAUAAAACUCAAAAUUUACUUUCAUAAGAUAUGUAUAAAAGUUUGACUGAAAUUUUUCUCUUAUAAUGAGAACAAGUACAUACUAAGAGUAUCAGUUAAAUUUAAAAUAUCAUGCAGUGAUUGUUUGAAUGUGUGGGAGUAUACUGAAAUUAUUUCUCCUUCAGUUGUUCUUGAAACACUGAGAUGGAUUGUCACAUAUUUAUGAAGAUCACCUUUUUAUUUUCAGUUGUCAUGCAGUGAAUAAAUACCAGGAUUAUGAAACAAAAGUUUCCUUCGACUUCAUCUUCAUCUAAUUUUAUCAUAAUCUAUUUUAUUCCCAAAAUCAUUUCUGAUUCUCACUUUUAAUAAUUCUUCUUACAGUAGGUUUUAAUUCAGCUCAUCCAUGUUUGUUCAAAUUGUGUCUGGCAAAUAAGUGAUAAUGUGGCCUCAUCACUAAAAAGUAUGGUUGCUUUGAAACUAGGAUUUUUUUCUCCAAGUGCAAUGCAUAUUCAGAGAACUUCUUGCACUUAUCAGGAUCAUCCUCAGUCAGAGCAUUUUCUAAGGAUUCUGCUUCAAGAUGCAGUGAGUACCAGAUUUUGACAUUACCAUUUCUGCAGUUCUGCAGUGCAGAGGCUUCUUUUGGCUCAGUGUAAAUUUUUCAAGCACUACUGUCAUCACAUCAUCAGAAAUGCAUCAUGAAAGUUAGCUGUGUGGUUUACCUGACACUGACCUUGUGUUCUUGAACUUCACCAGCAACUUAUCUGUGCUGGUAUUUGUAAUUGGGACUAUUAUGGAUGUUUGUUGAACACUUCUGCAACUUUUCACUGUGCCCUCCACACAGAAGAAUCAUGUCUAUGUGCACGCCUUUACCCAUUACCAUAACUCACAACUUUGACAGAGAGAAGACCUGUCUUGCAUGUGGUUCCAGAUUUAUGGGACAGCAUGUAGAGUAUCACUAUUCAAGCACUGGUUUCCUCCAUUAACUGAUAUACUCUAUUCAGAAUCCUGUUUAAAUAGUGGUAUGAACUCUUUUAAGAUUGGGGGAUAUAAUGGUGGGGUUUCAAGAACCAAUAUUAGAAAAAAAAACAUGUUUAAGAAAUUAAUAUUUUAUUUUAAAGUGAACUUCAAAUUGCUUCCAACAAUAAUUUUUCAUGCAUGCACUGUUUGUGACCCUGCAUAUGUGUAAUCAAUAUUUCACCUCUUGCCAUAACAUGAUGUAGCAUAUCUCUUGUUACUUGCUCAGCAGCUUCUCUUCUUGUUUUCAAGUGAUUGAGGUCCUAAAGUUUGUCCACAUAAAUGUAAUUAAUUUACCUAGCCCAAAAGAUAAAAUCAAGUGGUGUCAAAUAAUAGCUCCUAGGUAGCCACAGAAUUGAACCACCCCUACCAAUCCAUCUUCAAGAAAAUGUUAGACUAAGAACUUCCAUAACACAUUUUGAGAAAUGUGGCAGUGUGUCACCUUGCUGAAAAAUUAUGGUGCAUGCUCAUGAAAGUGUUUGAGUGGAAGAAUUUGAAGGUACAACGUUCAUUGUGAUGCCUUUUUGUGGAUUUGGAAACAGUGCCUCCUGAAGCCCCACCAUCAUUUUUUUGACACUAUAAUUCACACAACAGCAAACUGUGGGAAUCUUUAUAGAAUGCUGUAUAUAAAAAUUCUCUUUAUUUAACCUUCAAAAUGUGACAUACUUCUGCAAGAAGACUUUGUUCUGCACGUACCUGAGUUGAGCUGGUGCAAGAAACACUGAUUCUUGUAUUGUAGAGACAUCUCGUUCAUACAUCUGUCAAUAUACUGAUUAUCCUGAGGGUUUACAUGAUUUUUAUCAGUCCUUUCAAGUAGAUGCUGUGAUAGUACCUUGAAAUGGUCCAUGACUGAUUCCUUGUCAGUCCUUUCAAGUUCACUAAACGUGAUGUCUUUCGGCAUUGAAUUACCUACAAUCUUAUCAUCCUUGUCCUGCACGGAAAUUAAAGGUUAGCAGAUAUUAGGCUUUAUGUUUUUAUUUUGGCCAUUGAGUCUUGUAUUUCAUUAUGUAUAACUCUGUUAUUAGAAUCUGUAUCUAUACUGUGGAAGUAGUCGGUAUUCUUUUGGAUAGUAAAUGUGAAGUUCUGCAUAAACAUUGCCAGUCCAGAUUGUAAUGGUUCUUUUAGUUUGUUCAGACCUGCAUAGUGGCAGAAUGAUAUGAACGGCACCUGGGCUGUGUCUGUUAUACUACUUGUAAACUUAAUAGGUAUAUGAGGGACAAUUAUUCUGACAAUCUUUUAUGCCUACCACUUAUGAAAUCUUUAUCUCCUAGUCUGAGUAUGUGCUGUUAUCUGCAUGGCAUAAUAUAUGUGAAAGUGAAAUUAA
This is a messenger RNA of Cryptotermes secundus, 7998 nucleotides long. Its product is annotated as protein spire. Gene Ontology annotation, biological process: polar body extrusion after meiotic divisions; actin nucleation; establishment of meiotic spindle localization. The record is from RefSeq and is a predicted model, not a curated record. Gene Ontology annotation, molecular function: actin binding. The coding region runs from base 102 to 1502 and encodes 466 amino acids. Gene Ontology annotation, cellular component: cell cortex; cytoplasmic vesicle membrane. The transcript is spliced from 8 exons. Lineage: Eukaryota; Metazoa; Arthropoda; Insecta; Blattodea; Kalotermitidae.